AUGCAAAAACGUUCAUUGUUGAGAACAUGUUCAAAAUUCACAAUGAUCAGGAGUGUGUUACAUGUUGUUAAUUGUUCUUAUUUUUUGUUACCUUACCAUCCUGUGAACUUGUUGAAUUUUUUGUACAGAAUGGGUGAUCAAUCUUUUGAACAACUCAUAGGAACUGCUGCAAGUGUUUCUUCGAUAGGCCCAAUAGCACCUGGAUUGAUAUGCAAAAAUAUCUUGAAAAACAAGUCAGCCAAAUACGUUCCUCCCUUUGUAUUCACACAACACAUAGCAAGGUGUCUACUCCAGGUCCAGCAAGGAUUACUUCUUGGAGCAACUCCUUUAAUAUUGACUUACGGUGUGGGCGUCUUCCUUGGCUUGAUUUAUAUAGCAAUUUAUGCCAAGUAUACUGAGAACAAGGUGAGUGUUAUACUAAGAUUUCAUGGAGCGAUCCGUGGUCUAGUGGAUAGAGAGAGCUUGCUUAGCAGCAUAGAGAUCCCGGGUUCGAACCCUCUCACAACCAAAAGUUUUUUAACCAGAUCACUCCCGUGUUAUCGGGUGGGCAAGUUAAACUGUUUGGAGUAA
Messenger RNA from Nilaparvata lugens (brown planthopper), 570 nucleotides. RefSeq lists its product as uncharacterized. Gene Ontology annotation, cellular component: membrane. Lineage: Eukaryota; Metazoa; Arthropoda; Insecta; Hemiptera; Delphacidae. The record is from RefSeq and is a predicted model, not a curated record.